Molecule: messenger RNA, 1418 nt
Organism: Cydia strobilella
Lineage: Eukaryota; Metazoa; Arthropoda; Insecta; Lepidoptera; Tortricidae
Exons: 6
Coding region: 4-1284 (426 amino acids)
Source: RefSeq, a predicted model, not a curated record
GGCAUGUUGGGCGCGCGGCUGAAGUCCUGGAUGGAAGCGCAGCUGGGGCGCGCCAAGAAGCGCAGCAAGCAGAAGCAGCGGCUUCCCGCCACCACCGGCCCGCUGCCCCCGCCCCACCUCUCCUCCCCCGAGAGCGCCUACAGCACCGGAUACUCCACCGAUGGCACGUCGCCCGGCGCGCCGCCCGCUACGCUCGCCGCUCCGCUUGUCGCUCCGCCACCGCCGCCAGCGCCGCCCACUACACACCUUUACCAUGAGCCAGCUAAGCGUCGAUCGAGCGUUGGAGUCCGGCGCCCGGUGCCCGAGCCACCCGUGGUGUGCAUGACCCCGUCUCCCCGGCCUCGCUGUCGGAUCCGCACCAACCCAUGGCACGGGGCCACGUCACCCAACCCCCGGCGGCGACCCCCGCAUCUUCUACAUCAGCAGUCGCUCCAGUGCCCGCAGCAGACGCCUCAGUUACACCACGCGCCGUACUCUUUGGACUCCCACCCUGCUAAGUUUAGCAACAGGUCACCGCACCUGUCGCCCCAUUUGUCACCACAACCUCGCUCUCGCUCUCCGUACUACCGCGAGGGAGCGAGUAGCGACGAGGAGUGCAGGGGCAUGCGCACGAGGGGGAGAGAGACGGCUAUACUAUCGGAUGCCGACAUAGAUUCUGAUGGGGAUACAGGGCUGGAUGGUGGGGAUGAGGACGAGCCUGAUGAGACUGCUUCGCCGGGACGAAGACGGGCGAGGAGGAGACGACCGACUCGACGACCACCGCGAUCAGCUGGAGCAACACCACCACGAGCUCGACGCCGGCACGCUCCAUCAGCCCCACCGGUCCGCGAGCGCGACCCGUUAUUGGAAGCCGACCGCGAGGCCGAACGCAAGUACCGCGAGCUCAUCCGCGAGGCCGAGAAACUGCUAGUCACCGUCUCGCGGGCUCCGCUCGAGCCACCGCACAAUCCUAGAGUUCGUGAGCUUAGGGCUACGGAGGUGGAAGCCCCCCGCCGCAGCCCCGAGCGCACGCACCUGACCAACUUCAUGCGCGCCAACUCGCCCGAGCCGCGCCGUCAGCCCCUCACCCCCGCGCGCCGCUCCCCGCUCGCCGCGCCGCCCCCGCUCCCGCCCCCGCCCCAGCCACGCCAAGCCCUCAGCCCCGACCGACCUCACUCCGAGCCGCCGAAGAGGAAGGCCUACCAGAGGGAUGAGGUCCUCCAAACACUAGAAGGGCUGCGCAAGAGUCUCCAGCAACAAUCAGCUCUGCUGGCUGUACAGCGCACCCGCCUCGACUCUCUAUAGCCUGCGAGGGUUGUGUGUUAACGUUUCUUCCCGUCCCUGCCAAACCUAUUGUAGACCUCUGUGUAGCCAUGUAGUCAAAUAGGCCGUUUACUUGUCACAUUCAACUUUAAAGUAGUUAAGUUUGACGUCAAUUG